AUGCCAUUCGAACCCGAUGCCAGCGUGGGUCAGGGUCAGCCGCAACCGCCACCUUCCUCGGAAGCUCAUGAGGAGCUCGUCGACUCGAUGGCGAGAGUCGACAUCUCGGCUGCUGCGCCGUCCAUCGUCAGAGUGACCCCGUCCGCUACGAUUGCCGACAACGAUGGCGACGCCACUAGGACGACCGCCAGUAGCUCCGUCGGCGAGCAGAGACCCGCGCAGCCUUCCUUUCCGACAGCCAACGACAGGGCCAUCGUCGACGACGACGAUGACGAAUCGCAGAGGCACUGCCGCUUCGUCCUGCUGGCCGAGUUCGACAUCGACAAGGGCUCGACCCUGUCGCACCAGUACCCCGCACCCACUGGCUACAACGAACACAUGCUCGCCGAGCUCAUGCUUCCCGAUGGCGCCCAUGCCCGCGUCGAGGACUGGACCGUCUUCUUCCUCAAGCCGCAUCAGACCAUGGACGCGUCAAAGGCCGAGCAGGUCGGAAGCGCUGCUGGUUCCCGCGGCCCUUCUAUGGAUAGCCAGCACAGGAACGACUCUGCCAAGCCGCGCAAGGACGCAGACUGGUCGUCGGAUGGCCUGACGUACGUCAUCAACCUGGUGCGCACCAAGCACGACAGCUCGGUGAGGCGCGGCGCUCUCGUCAAGUCGAUGGCCAUCGGCACGCGCCAUCCGUACAUCGACAUCUUCAAACCGGUCCUGCUCCUCGCGCUCGACGACUACUUCAAGAACCCGGGUACCGACUGCCUCGCACGCCUCUACGAUGCCGUCAACCAGCUCGACCUCUCGUCGGCGCCCAUCUUCAGCCGCCCCGAGAAGCUGAUUCUCCGCGCAUCUGAUCGGCGCGACCUCUUCCAAGAACGCUUCCUCGCCGACGAGGACAGGGACGGGCAGGCCGACGAGGCGUCGUCGGCGGUGGACAGGAGCCGUUCGCGGGCCGAUAGCGGCAGCACGCUGUCCGAGGAUGCACGCUCGCUCAAGAAGAAGCACAGCGCGUCCUCGCUGCGGCCCAUCCAGAUGAGCACGCGGCGAGGCUCAUCAGCGACGUCGCUCGUCGACCGCCGGCCGAGCCAGCCCAGCCCGCUGCCCGGCAAGGGCCGGCCCCGCGAUACCCACUUCUACGAUACCACACUGGGCUACCGCCAGAUCCUGCUGCCGAUACGCGUGCCGCUCGCCAUCUUUCCCGAAGAGGUGGGCGAGUACUCGCUCAUCAAGCUCAUCCAGACCUUCUCGGGUCCGCAGUCGACGCCCCUCGGCCCGCUGCAUCCGCACCUCCACAGCAACGGCCACAUGACCCACCCCAUCAUCCUGCUCUUCAACGCUCUGGUGACCCAGAAACGCGUCGUCUUCCUCGGCCACGGUCAGCCGGCGAACCUGGUGGCGAGCUACGUCCUUGCCGCCUGCGCGCUCGGCAGCGGCUGCGGGGCCGUCUUCCGCGGUUUCGCGUCGCGCGCCUUCCCCUACACCAACCUCAUGAACCUCGACGAGCUCGAGACGGUGCCGGGUUACAUCGCCGGCGUCACAAAUCCGCGGUUCGAGGACCUCCACGCGUGGGACGUGCUGCUCAACGUGGAGACCGGCAAGAUCCAGGUGUCCAAGGACCUGGCCGGCUCGGCCGCCGCGGUGGCGUCUUCGGCGGCAGCAACGAUGCCGGCGCGCUCGCAGAUGACGCGGGAUACGUUCUCGAGCAACAGCAUCAGCUCGCUAGCCGGAAAUGCCAGCCUGGGCUACGAGUCGAGCAGCAAGGCGUCGAGCGAGUUUGACCCGGCCCAGUUUGGCGCGCUGCCCCAGCCGCCUCCACCGCCGGCGUCGUCGGCGUCGUCGAUCCGGACGGGUGCGUCUGGCCGCGAUCGGUCAGGCACAAUCUACGACCACCGCAUCGACUCGCCCAACACGCUCUUCAUGGAAGACAUCAGCUCGGCCAUCCAGGCGCACUACGGCGAGCGCUACAUCCGGUCGCGCAUCACCGACUUUGUGUCCGCGUUCGCCAAGUGCGUCUCGCGGCACGAGGAGCACUUUUACGGCCACACCAAGCUGGGCCCCAACAGCCAGCCGUUCCUCAACGGCCAGCUCGGCAGCGGACCGGUGUUUUUAGACCGCGACGCCGAGAUGCGCGAGAUCCAGGUCAAUCAGCUUCGCGUCGAGGGCUUCCGGGCAUCGAUCCCGUACCGGCUGCUUCUGCAGGACGAGCUGGAGGCUAGCGCGCAGCCGCCUCUGCUCAGCUUCGACCUCUCGCAUCAGAUCGGACGCCUGAGGCGGGCGCGCCACCUGCUGCCCGGCGAGUCGGAGCGCAUCCUGCUCACCAUUGCCACGUCGGUCGUGACCGACGAGCAAAUCGUCGAGCUGCUCUCGCUGGUGCCGCUGCACGCUGGUGGGCUGCUGCCGCUGGGCUUCGGCCUUUUCCAUCCGAGCCUGAGCGUGCGCGGCGCCAUGGUCGACUUCUUCCUGCGGCUCUCGUCCCACCCGGUCGGCAAGAAGUUUGUUCAAAGCCUCAACACGUACCAGCGCCUUGCGUUUGCUCGACUGGCCAACGACCGGCUGUCGCUGGCCGAGCACGGGCACGACGGCACCGGCGGCAGCGCCAGGUCGGACGAUGCAGAAAGAAUGGCCCAGGGCGAGGCGAGGGACCCGGAAGGCGAACCCGGGUCGGCCACGGCCGAUGACGAGAUGGACCGGAAGAGGUCCUCGCAGGUCCAGGCGCAAGGCUACCAUCCGUUCCGAGUGUUCAGUCCCGGCCCAGCGGCGGCGGCUGACGAUGGCGACGACGAGGUCGCGGUGAUGUAG
This is a messenger RNA of Pseudozyma flocculosa PF-1, 2790 nucleotides long. RefSeq lists its product as uncharacterized. Lineage: Eukaryota; Fungi; Basidiomycota; Ustilaginomycetes; Ustilaginales; Ustilaginaceae. Bases 1 to 2790 code for a protein of 929 amino acids. The transcript is spliced from 3 exons. Gene Ontology annotation, biological process: actin cortical patch localization. The record is from RefSeq and is a predicted model, not a curated record. Gene Ontology annotation, cellular component: plasma membrane.